Drosophila hydei is the source of this 1362-nucleotide messenger RNA. RefSeq lists its product as uncharacterized. The transcript has 2 exons. The coding region runs from base 141 to 1289 and encodes 382 amino acids. The record is from RefSeq and is a predicted model, not a curated record. Lineage: Eukaryota; Metazoa; Arthropoda; Insecta; Diptera; Drosophilidae.
UUCAAGUAACAUUAACAUGAGCUGGAACCGGAUUAUUUUAAUUUUGCUACAUGCUAUAUUAGCUGUACAAUCCCGCAGCUCGAGCAAUGAAGUCAAUUUAGUGGCGCCGUUCACAAGCUGAGAAAUUUAUCCAUGCAAAAAUGAAUGCGCUUAUUAAUUCUAACCUUGGGCAUUACAAAAACAACAUGGAGUAUCAGGAUUUUUUGGAUGAACUAAUCAUGGCUAGGCAGUCGCAAAAGCCACAUUCAGUAAAGGAAAACGCUAUUAAAAACUUUCAACAAUAUAAUAACGAACGACUAGCACUGGAGGAAAAAAUUAAAAAACGUGUCACUGAAAUCAACCAAGAAAUCCAAUUGAAUAAUGUUGGAGACAAAUGCAUGAAGUUUUAUUCGAAACAAAAGCUAGCACUCGAAAGAGCAUAUACUAGGGAAAACUUAAUAAAGGAAAAUAUUUUAAAAGAAAAUAGUGCGCCUUGCUCAAUGGGCAGCGACGACGGCAACAACAGCAGCGAGAAUGACAUAAUAGCUAAAAUUAAUGAGCUUAUUAAAUCUAAACUUGGGCACUACAAAAACAAUACGGAGUACAAUGAGCACUUAAUUACAUUGGCAAUAGCUAAGAUCUCGGAAACCUCACUUUUAGAGAAGGUAAACGCCAUUAAAAUAUUUCAACAAUAUAAUCACCUACGAUUAGCACUGGAGGAAAAAAUUAAAAUACGUGUCACUGAAAUCAAUCAUAAGAUCGAAUUGAAUGAUGAAGGAGACAAAUGCAUGAAGUUUUAUUCGAAGCAAAAGGUAGCGUUCGAAGGAGCAUAUACCCAAGAAAACUUAGUGAAGGAACAAAUCUUAAAAGAAAAUAGCGCAAGUUGCCCAUUCGGCAACGGAGCCAACAACAGCAACAUGGAUAUUAUAAUCCCAAAAAUUGAUGCUCUUAUUGAUUCUAAAUUCGGUCAUUACAUAAAUAACAAAGAAUAUUCUGAUUUUUUGAAUGAUUUAAUCAUAGCGAAGGAAUCGAGAAAAUCACUUUCAGAGAAAAAAAAGGCAUUUCUAAAAUUUCAGAAAUAUAAUAACAGACGAUUAAAACUGGAGGUACAGAUGGAAGACCAAGUGAGUGACAUCAUCUUUGAAAUCGAAUCACUUCCAAAAGGACAUGAAUGCAUAAGGUUUUAUGCGAAACAAAAGUUAACACUUGAAAGGUCAUAUACAAAGAAAAACUCAAUGAAGGAAAAGAUUUUAAGUGAAAACAAAGAAGAUUGCCCAUUUUCAUUCCCUUAUAAAAAGGGCCAGAGCUGAAACGGCGGCAACAUUAACAAACAGAACUAUAACAAUCGCAACAAUAAUCUCUUCCUUUUCACACUUAACCAUA